AUGUAUAAGACGAAUUACACAACGUUACUCGCAGUACCUGGCUUCCCAGACCAGCACGACUGGAUAUCUCGGGAGUUGUACUACACGCUCUCCGCCGCCAUGUUUCCGUGGUUCCUCCUGACCGUCAUUGGGGUCGUGGGCAACAGUCUGAGUAUUGUGACGUUUUUCAGCCUCGGUUUAAGGGACAGCGUCACUUUCCUCUUCUUCAUUCAGUCCGUUUCCGAUUUACUAGCUUCCUGCGCAACGUUUGGUUAUCUGCUGUUCGUUGCAUUGUACAUCGUUGAAGGAUUUACGGUUUUACGGUUUUCGUUCGAUCCGAACGUCAUUGCUACGGUAUCCGUCAACACCAGGGACACCUUCUACUGCAUGUCUGUUUUAACAACGACGUUCAUCGCUACACUUAGAUGUCUCUCUGUCUACAAACCGAUACGAUUCAAAGGAUUUGUGACAGCUCGUCGGAGCUACAUCUCCACAGCUAUCCUUGCUCUCGUAUCCCUCGCGGUUUACGGACCUUCGUCUCUUACUUACGAAUUCCAGCAGUACGGUACAGAUUUGAAGAAUAUUUCCCGGUUUGUCAUUCGAUAUACUGAGGUUUAUCGUAAGUCGAGCAACUUUGAGAAAAUUGUCGGCGAUACGAUUAUGACGUUGGCAGCUCAAUUCAUCGUUUCACUUUGCCUCUUCGUCUUAGCGCAUGGCUUGGUUUCUUCAAUAAAAUUUCGACUCCAAAGUUCUUCUGUCCAACGUGCAUCUGGAAAUAGAAUUGGACCUUUGAGGAAACAGGCCAGCUCCUUGCAAGGGAAAGAACUUCAGGCAGUACGCCAAGUGUGCCUUGUAGCCCUCAUCUUUGUUCUCUGCAACAUGCCUAAAGUGGGAAUAGCGUUUGGUAGAAUGUUUCUAGACGGAUUCGCUAUUUACGGGAAAUAUGGAACGCUGUAUCAGCUCAUUGUGCACGUGCGGAUAUUCACAGACACCAUAAAUAGCUCUGUUAAUUGCUUCGUCUACUACCGCUACAACUCCAACUUCCGAAACAAAUUAAAAGAAAUAUUAGAUCUUGUUUCGGAAUAA
Molecule: messenger RNA, 1065 nt
Organism: Aplysia californica (California sea hare)
Lineage: Eukaryota; Metazoa; Mollusca; Gastropoda; Aplysiida; Aplysiidae
Product: galanin-like G-protein coupled receptor npr-9
Exons: 1
Coding region: 1-1065 (354 amino acids)
Biological process (GO): G protein-coupled receptor signaling pathway
Cellular component (GO): membrane
Molecular function (GO): G protein-coupled receptor activity
Source: RefSeq, a predicted model, not a curated record